CAGUGACAGGUGACGGCACGAAUUAAGCUUCCCGGAUCCCUUCUGACCAGGCUUCCUCAGCCUCGGACAGAGCCCAAGGACUCGGAUAGCCUGCCACAGGGAUACCCAGGGCCUCCCACCGCUGCCCAGCACUGGGGCAGGGCAAAACCCAGUGGCAAGGAGAUGGAGCUCCCCGGCUCCCCAUUCUUGUCAUCUCUGGAGCAGCAGCUUGGCCCAGGAGGUCACAAAUGAGGACAACAAGGUGGGGAGAGGUGACGGCAGCCUGCCCAGGUCACCCAGCUGCUCCGGGCUGCAAUCCUGGACUCCAUGAGGAAGCAGGAGGUGUGGACAGGCGGGGAGGCCAGCCAGGCCCACAGCACCGGCUCCCCAGCUGAGCAGGUGAAAGCCCUUGUGGACCUGCUGGCCUGGAAGGGCAGUCAGGGUGGUCAGACCCCUCAGGUUCCUGACAGGACACCGGACUCCCCACUGGGUCCUCGCAGCAAUGAUUCAAGGAUCCGGAGGUACCGCGAGGCCCUGCUGAGCAGGAUGGGAGGCGGCCCAGAGCCGAACGGCCCACCGCCCCGGCUGGCCAGCCUCCUGCUGGUGGAGGGCCUGACAGACCUGCAGCUGAGAGAGCACGACUUCACACAAGUGGAAGCCACACGUGGCCAGCAGCGCCCUGCUCGGCCCAUCGGGCUGGACAGGCUCUUCCUGCCUCUGUCCCGGGUGUCCAUUCCACCCCGAAUCUCCAUCACCGUUGGGGUGGCUGGCAUGGGGAAGACCACCCUGGUGAGGCACUUUGUCCGCCUCUGGGCCCAAGGGCAGGUGGGCAGGGACUUUCUGCUGGUACUGCCCUUGACCUUCCGGGAUCUCAACAUCCACGAGAAGCUAUCUGCCGACAGACUCCUCCGCUCAGUCUUCCCAAAUACUGGGGAGGCUGGCCUGGAUGUGGCCACCCAAGCCAGAGUCCUCCUGGUCCUGGAUGGCCUGGACGAGUGUAAAACACCUCUGGACUUCUCCAACACUGUGGCCUGCACAGACCCCAAGAAGGAGAUUCAGGUGGACCAUCUGAUCACCAACAUUGUCCGAGGCAACCUCUUUCCAAAAGUUUCUGUUUGGAUCACCUCCCGUCCCAGUGUGGCUGGCCAGAUCCCAGGGGGCCUGGUAGACCGGAUGACUGAGAUCCGAGGCUUCACUGAGGAGGAGAUCAAGGUGUGUUUGGAGCGGAUGUUCCCUGAGGAACAGACCCUCCUGGGCCAGGUCCUGAGCCAGGUGCAGGCCGACAGGGCCCUGUAUCUGAUGUGCACCGUCCCAGCCUUCUGCAAUCUCACGGGCGCAGCACUGGGCCACUUGUGUCGCAGCAGGCCAGCACUCCAUGACGCAGAGCUGUGGCCUCCACGGACCCUGUGUGAGCUCUACUGUUGGUACUUUCAAAUGGCCCUCAGCAGGGAAGGGCAGGAGAAGGGCAAGGUGAGCCCUCGGAUUGAGCAGGUAGCCCAUGGUGGUCGCAAGAUGGUGGGGACGCUGGGCCGGCUGGCCUUCCACGGGCUGGUCAAGAGGAAGUACGUGUUUUAUGAGCAAGACAUGAAGGCAUUUGGUGUGGACCUCACUCUGUUGCAGGGCGCCCUGUGUAGCUGCUUUCUGCAGCGGGAGGAGACGCUGGCCUCUUCGGUGGCUUACUGUUUCACCCACCUGUCCCUGCAGGAGUUUGUGGCAGCCGCGUAUUACUACAGCGCCUCCAGGAGGGCCAUCUUUGACCUAUUCACUGAGAGCGGCAUGUCCUGGCCCAGGCUGGGCUUCCUCACGCAUUUCAGGAGUGCAGCCCAACGGGCCAUGCAGGCCGAGGACGGGAGACUGGACGUGUUCCUGCGCUUCCUCUCUGGCCUCUUGUCUCCAAGGGUUAAUGCCCUGCUGGCUGGCUCCCUGCUGGCCCAGGGCGAGCACCAGAGCUACAGGGCCCAGGUGGCUGAGCUCCUGCAGGGGUGCCUGCACCGUGACACUGCAGUCUGUGCCCGUGCAGUCAAUGUCCUGCACUGCCUGAACGAGCUGCAGCACACGGAGCUGGUCCGCAGCAUGGCGGAGGCCAUGGAGAGUGGGGCCCUAGCCAGGCUAACCGGCCCUGCACACCGUGCUGCCCUGGCCUAUCUCCUGCAGGUGUCUGACACCUGUGCCCGGGAGGCCAACCUGUCCCUGUGCCUCAGCCAGGGUGUCCUCCAGAGCCUGCUGCCCCAGCUGCUCUACUGCCGGAGCCUCAGGCUGGAUACCAACCAGUUCCAGGACCCUGUGAUGGAGUUGCUGGGCAGCGUGCUGAGUGGGAAGGACUGUCGCAUUCAGAAGAUCAGCCUGGCUGAGAACCAGAUCAGUAACAAAGGGGCCAAAGCUCUGGCCAGAUCCCUCCUGGUCAACAGAAGUCUGACGGCUCUGGACCUCCGCAGUAACACCAUUGGACCACAGGGAGCCAAGGCGCUGGCUGAAGCUCUGAAGAUUAACCGCACUCUGACCUCUCUGAGCCUCCAGAGCAACAUGAUCAAGGAUGAUGGUGCCAGGUCCAUGGCAGAGGCCUUGGCCUCCAACCAGACCCUCUCCCUGCUGCACCUGCAGAAAAAUAGCAUUGGGCCCGCGGGAGCCCAGCGGAUGGCAGAAGCCUUGAGGCAGAACAGGAGUCUGAAGGAGCUCAUGUUCUCCAGUAACAGCAUUGGUGAUGGAGGUGCCAAGGCUUUAGCUGAGGCCCUAAAGGUGAACCAGGGCUUGGAGAGCCUGGACCUGCAGAGCAACUCCAUCAGUGAUGCGGGAGUGGCCAUGCUGAUGGAGGCCCUUGGUGUCAACCAGACCCUCCUCAGCCUCAACCUUCGAGAAAACUCCAUCAGUCCUGAGGGAGCCCAGGCCCUGGCUCAUGCUCUCUGCAUCAACAGCACUUUGAAACAUCUGGACCUGACAGCCAACCUCCUCCAUGACCAGGGUGCCCAGGCCAUUGCAGUAGCAGUGGGAAAAAACCACACCCUCAAGUCCCUUCACCUGCAGUGGAACUUCAUCCAGGCCAGUGCUGCCAGGGCCCUGGGACAAGCACUUCUGCUCAACAGCAGCCUGACCAGCUUAGACUUACAGGAGAACGCCAUUGGGGAUGAGGGAGCUUCUGCGGUGGCCAGUGCGCUAAAGGCAAACACAGCCCUCACUGCUCUCUACCUCCAGGUGGCCUCCAUUGGUGCACAAGGGGCCCAGGCGCUGGGGGAAGCCCUGGCUGUGAACAGAACGCUGGAGAUUCUUGACUUACGAGGAAAUGCCAUUGGAGUGGCAGGAGCGAAGGCCUUGGCCAGCUCACUGAAGAUUAACUCCAGUCUCCGAAGGCUUAAUCUUCAAGAGAACUCCUUGGGGAUGGAUGGGGCCAUAUGCAUUGCCAGUGCUCUGUCUGGGAACCAUGGGCUGCAGCACAUCAAUCUCCAGGGAAAUCAAGUUGGGGACUCUGGUGCCAGGAUGAUCUCAGAAGCUAUCAAGACCAAAGCUCCCUCAUGCACUGUGAAGAUGUGAGCAAAGCCAGUCACUGGUGGAGAGGAUGGACAGAUUCCAGAGAAUGAAAGCUUCUGAACAGAAAGUGAUCUCUGGUCACAAUCCUGCAUUCUGGGAAUGCUGCUGACCCAGUACAAGAGCUGGUCUCCUGCACAGAGGAAAAAAGGGUGCUACAAAGGAGGUCUCAGGCACCUUUUCCUAGUCCAGGGCAAGUCCUGACGAUGGUGGAUGGAAAUUCUGCAAUGGCAGAGAGAAGGAGCUGCUACCAAGGGACUUGAGGACAAAAGUCUCAAAGUUCAUCAAUGUAGGGAGUUGGUUCCACGUUAUUUAUAUCCAAAGUAUUUAAAAGUUCCAACUUUGAACAAAUUUAGCUGGGUACAGUAGUAUAAUCUUGUAAUCCCAGCUAAUUGGGAGGCUAAGGAAGGAGGAUGGCAAGUUUGAGGCCAGCCUGGGCAAGUCAGCAAG
Molecule: messenger RNA, 3948 nt
Organism: Marmota flaviventris (yellow-bellied marmot)
Lineage: Eukaryota; Metazoa; Chordata; Mammalia; Rodentia; Sciuridae
Gene: Nlrc3
Product: NLR family CARD domain containing 3
Molecular function (GO): protein binding
Source: RefSeq, a predicted model, not a curated record